GGACUGUCGGAGGGUUGUUAUCGGUUGUACGACGCAGGCGCAGACUAUACCGAUGUCACGCGAAAAUAAUGGCGGAUGAGCUGAGUAGUGGCUCUGUUCCCCCGUUUUACCGGGAGGUUUACGAUAUCGUAUGCCCUAACCAGGAGGCAAAGGUAGACCGCGAUGUCUUCGUCAAGAUCUUAAUGAAAUCCAACCUUCCAAAGACCACGUUGAGUCAGAUAUGGGUAGCUGUUGACAAUAAGCAAGGCUUCCUAAAUAGGAAUGGCUUCUAUAAGGCCUUGGCACUUACAGCAUUAGCUCAACAAGGCAAGCCUGUUAAUGAAAAGCUUCUAGAGAAUUUUGCAGACCAAGAGUUACCAAGACCGUCUUUAGGUGAUUUAACCGAGUUGAAAACUUUAACAGUACAAGUACGGAAGGAGAAAAAUCCCAGUGUGCUUGGCUUCAAUUAUAAACAACUCCAAGAGAUGGAUGUUGUGUCCGUAGGAUUAGUACCGGAAAAGAAAGGAUUACUAUUAAAGCAUGUAGAAUAUGAAGUUCAAAGUAAUUUUUACAAGACAACUGUGAUGCGACGUUACAAUGAUUUUAUCGCUUUACAUGAAGUGUUGCUGCAGCGAUUCCCUUAUCGAUUGGUUCCAACUCCGCCCCCUAAGAAAAUGAUGAGAGUUACUAGAGAGUUCAUAGAGUCGCGUCGGAGGGCGCUUCGUAGGUAUCUGACGAUGAUCUGUAGACACCCUGUUUUUCACGAGAGUGCCAUUACUAAGUUUUUCAUGACCUUUCAGGGCUCAGAUAUGCAGCAUAAGAUUAAGGAGCAAUUUCGUGGCAUUCCAGAUGAAUUUAUGACAAGUCCAUUAGCUGCUCAAGCAAAGGAUUUGGUUCCUAUUGAUACACAAGUGCAGUUUGCUAACAGUAGAGAUCAAAUCAAGAAUAUAUUUGACAGCAUCUAUAAACUUAAAACAAUAGUUGAUAACGUCACAAGAAGGUCUGCUGAAAAUUCUAUUGAUAUGUUACAAUUUGCAAAAGAGCUGAAUCAAAUGAGUGGUGAUUCUCAGCCAGCGUCGGCCUGGGCUAUGGGUACAAAUGAUGGCUGGCCGCAAAUUAAAGGAGGACUGAAGACUAUCGCAGUCGAGUUUGCUGCCCUCUCUGACAAACAUGGCCAACAGUCAGCACGGACUGAUAAUAGUGUAGGUGAAAGACUGGCUCUACUUCUCGACUUGUUGCAGAGUUACAAGGAUUUGUGUGAACGGCAUGAAAAAGGAGUCCUACGAGAUCAUCAAAUGGCCCUGCAGAAGAUGGCUAAUAUAAAGAAGAAGAAAAUGUCUGCCACUUUAAAGGGGGGAGACCAACAACAAGUAGGGGUUGUGGAACAGUUAGAAUCUAGAAUUACUGAGCAAGCUAGUCAAAUCAUGACAAUGGAGAACCGUAAUCUCUUCUCUCUUCACUGCCUGCAAAUGGAAACUCAACUAAUCCAUGCCAAUAUUCCUAUGAUCUCGGACACAAUGCAGGUCUACGCCCAGGCUGAACGUCAAGGAUUUUCAGAGCUUCUAUCUGUUUGGCAAGAUAUCUUAUGUAAGACCGAGUCUGGCGCUGGAGAGUCGCAAAACAGUUUCCUCGUUCCAUCUUAGUGAAUUGUGCCAAAAAAACAACAAAAAAGAUAAUACAAAUUAUAGCACAUUCCAAAAUGAAAAAAAAAAAAAGUCUAACUGUAAAAAAAAAAAUGAUAAUUUUGCUAAUUUUAAUUGCUAUUUUAUUAUAUGUAAAUUUAUUGAAUAACAACAAAUGGUGCCUGUGUGUAUUGUGUUGGUUAAUUAAGUACUUAAGUUACCUUGACAAAACAUUUCCAAUUGAAAUAUGUUGAUAAUAGGCCUUGUUCAAACUAUCAUAUUUUAUUUGACAAAACUAUAUAAAAAGUUUUUGUCAAAGGGAAUUUGAUAAUCUGGAUGGAGCCUUAUAGUGAGGUUGAUGUAUCAAUAGGAAGUUUUCGAUUUGUUCGACGAUGCUUAUGCGUGACCGUUCCCUGCGUACUUAGAUUUGGCCAAAAUUGUGUCCUGGAAUCCAUGCGACGAGGAGAAAUUAACGUUCUCGCAUACACAGAUGACUUUUAGUGAUGUCAUUACGUUCGACGUCCUACCGUCGUCGUGGAAAUCGAAAGCUCCCUAAUUUGUCAGGCAGAGUACAACUCAACAUACUAUGUAAUAUAGAUGAAUAUACAUGAAAGAGAUAUAUCCCGCCUCAUUGAGAAUAUAUUUAGGUUAAUAUUAGCGAUGAGUUUUAUCUGUGUUGUAUUAUUCUAUGCAUCCAUAUAUUUAUAUAUAGAUUAUAAUUAGUUUUAAAGUAUUUGGAAAAAGGUAAAAUUUAAAGAAGGUAGUACUAGGAUAGCCGGCGUAUAGCAAAAUAUUCUGUCUUGGUCUUCACUAUUAAGUCUAUUUGAAAAUAUUUGUGUUUUAUCCAUAAUUUGGUAUCAUUAUGACAUCAUACUCCCAUUAUAUGGGCAGUUCUUAGAUAUCACAGAAAAUUUAAUAGUUUGGACACAGAACAUAGAUUAGCAAGGGUAAAGCUGUAGGUUGGUGGUAAAAUAUCGAAAUUACCUUUAGAAAAUUUCUACGAUUCAAUAUUCAAAUCCAGGAUUUUUUCUCGAGACUAAAUAACAUGCUACUCGCUAAACUGCAUAGUGAGACUUUUACCCGUUUUAUGUCACAUGAGAUAAAAUAUUACGCAAUCUGACGCAUGUUACCCUGAGAAAUUGCUAUGGAGAUAAUGAAAUCUUUACAUGAGCAAAUAUAAACCCGGCGAUAAGACUGUGCCAUUUAUACGCAGACAGUAAAGAUAUGCGCGACACUACAGUGGAACAUAGCUGUACAACAUGCACAGAUCCGUGUUAAAUAUCUGUAGAGUGUUAAACAUUGUCCAGACUGUCAAAUUUGACAAAAACAUUUGACAUGCCUAAAUAUGGUCAUGAUGACAUCACAUCAUGACCAUAUAUAGGCACAUCAUCACUAUAUAUGGGUAUACAACUGUUUUUUGAUAGUGUGAUAUUACAAGCGAUGCACGAAUGCACUUUCACACUGACACAAACAAAGCAGGUGAUGCAUGCUUAAUUUUCCCCAACACAGGAUGCAUGUAAUAUUUUCUUGUGUGGAUCUGGUAUUAGUUUAUCACUUUCAUCCUUGUGGAUGAGAAUUAAAUUUUAAAAAUAAGUUAUCCACUCACUUGGUUGUGAGGGAGGGUAGAAAGGAGUGGUUGGGACAAUGAGGGACGGAGUGAAUGAGUUUUUUAAAAGGGUUAUUUGUAUAAAUUACUUUAUUUGUGUAAGCACUGAAAAUAUAAAUGGAAGUAAGUUUAGAUUCUAGAUGUUGAUUUUAGAUGGAUUAGAUAUGGAAAGCAUGUAAAAUGGCAUGUUUUACAAUAUCUAUCUCUGUGGUUAGCAAUGGGGAAGGGGUGGGGAUAAUGUAUGCCAGACUUAGUGUGGGUUUGGCAUUAUUUUGUUAUGUAUCGCUGCAUAAGAUGCAUGUUGCAUAAUGUCAUGGUUUGCCAAUCUGUUACUUUUUUCCUAAAUCCAUUUUGUUUACUGUGCUUCAAGAAUUUUAUUAAUGUACAUUUAUAUUUUAAUUCCAUAAGCUUAUGCCAAAUAAUAGCUUUUUAUUCUAAUUUUCUUGAUUUAGAUAUGAUACAUUAUUAUUUUAGUUUCAUUAGAAUCAUAUAAUAAUUACAUUUCAGUUUAAAAGUUUUAAGAGGGCAGAGAAAAAAAUUAUUUCCUUUUUAGCAAAUUGGGUUUACCAAGAGUAUAUAGGUGAAAAAGAUCCUUAAACAUUUUAUUGAUUUAAAUAAUAUGCGAGUGUGUGAAGUAAAAAGGAAUUGAGAGUGCCCUCAACAGUGGUGGCGCUAGCGGAAGGGAAAUCCCCCCCCCCCAUGCCACAACAAAGUCAUCAGACCAAAAAAAAAUGAUUUGCUUAUCCAUUUAACAUAUUGAUUGUCAGUCCCUAUUAUUGUGGUCUAAAAGUACAGUUUGGACCAUAAUAAUCCAUAUAAACUCAACCUGUAAAUCCUACCAGAGAUUUUUAUUCCAGGACCCUGACCAAGACUCUAGUAGGCCCCUGGUUUGGACCCCCUGUCAGGAAAUUUCUGGGACCACCACUGGCCCUUGAUUAAAUCCUUGCUUAAGAUUUCUAUCGUGUUGUAUGAAGAAUGUGAUGCGGCAAUGCAUACAGCUACAGCUAGAGUAAUUUAAAAAAAAUAAACUGUAUCUUGUCAUUUCUUGUUAUAACA
Anneissia japonica is the source of this 4263-nucleotide messenger RNA. RefSeq names its product sorting nexin-8-like. Gene Ontology annotation, biological process: retrograde transport, endosome to Golgi. The record is from RefSeq and is a predicted model, not a curated record. NCBI's taxonomy places the organism in Eukaryota, Metazoa, Echinodermata, Crinoidea, Comatulida, Comatulidae. Gene Ontology annotation, molecular function: protein binding; phosphatidylinositol binding. The transcript has 13 exons. The coding region runs from base 69 to 1622 and encodes 517 amino acids.